Molecule: messenger RNA, 1987 nt
Organism: Aphis gossypii (cotton aphid)
Lineage: Eukaryota; Metazoa; Arthropoda; Insecta; Hemiptera; Aphididae
Product: mothers against decapentaplegic homolog 3-like
Exons: 5
Coding region: 522-1244 (240 amino acids)
Biological process (GO): regulation of transcription by RNA polymerase II; cell differentiation; SMAD protein signal transduction
Cellular component (GO): heteromeric SMAD protein complex
Molecular function (GO): RNA polymerase II cis-regulatory region sequence-specific DNA binding; DNA-binding transcription factor activity, RNA polymerase II-specific; I-SMAD binding
Source: RefSeq, a predicted model, not a curated record
GAAAACGGCAAGACGUGUGUGUGUGUAUUUGUGUGUGUGAGACGCGCGUAUUAGUGUGUGUGUGUGUGUGUGUAUGUGUGACGACUGACGAGUGACGACGCUCGGAGCGAGGCGCAUAAAAUAAGUGAAAAAAAAAAAAAAAAGUCCCGAUUUAACAUUGAUUGUCCGUGAUUGUAGCGACUAGCAGCCUGUCGACAGGUACGUUCGAAGAUAGCGUAGGAGGCGCCGGCGCGUGACGUACCGUCGACUUAUAUUAUCCUAAUUUCUAAGGCAGUCGAUCACCGGGUUUUAUCGUUUGUUGUUACGUUGUUUCGUGUGUCGAACCAUUACGUCCUUGUGCCUUAGGUGCCGCUUGCCGGAAAAGACGAAUUUUCGGGUUUUCAUUUCCCUCGAUUUCCUGAUCGUGGUUUUUUUCAGUUUGACGGCCUCCCGGAGCGAGUGAUCUCGUUGUGCGUGUGCCUUUGCAGUUUCGGGGUAUCGUCGCGAGUGGAACCGGUGGGAUAUCGCUCUCCGCCUCCGAGAUGAUGGACUCGCCGACCACACCGCCGGGCUACAUGUCCGAAGACGGCGAUAACAACGAAUCUCACAGUAUGAGUCCCAAUCCUACUGUGAUGGGAGUACUGGACACUCAACCCGUCCUCUAUUGCGAACCUGUAUUUUGGUGCUCAAUUAGCUAUUACGAGCUCAAUACAAGGGUUGGAGAGACUUUCCACGCUUCUCAACCUUCUAUAUCGGUUGAUGGCUUCACAGAUCCCAGUAAUUCAGAACGAUUUUGCUUGGGCCUAUUGUCAAAUGUAAAUAGAACUAAUGUAGUUGAACAGAUUAGACGACAUAUUGGAAAAGGUGUACGGCUCUACUACAUUGGCGGUGAAGUAUUUGCAGAAUGUCUUAGUGAUUCUAGUAUUUUUGUACAGUCACCUAAUUGUAAUCAGAGAUACGGAUGGCAUCCAGCCACUGUUUGUAAAAUACCUCCAGGUUGUAAUUUAAAAAUCUUCAAUAACCAAGAAUUUGCAUCUCUUCUAUCUCAAUCAGUAAGUCAAGGGUUUGAAGCAGUAUACCAGUUAACUCGUAUGUGUACGAUACGUAUGUCUUUUGUUAAGGGCUGGGGUGCUGAAUAUAGGAGACAAACCGUUACAUCUACCCCUUGUUGGAUAGAACUACAUCUGAAUGGGCCAUUGCAGUGGUUGGACAGAGUUCUUACACAAAUGGGUUCACCUCGCUUGACAUGUAGUUCUAUGUCGUGAUUUAAUUUUAAAAUUUUAAACCACCUUUAUUAUUACUAUAUAAUAUAUAUAUAUAUUUUUUAACUGUACAUAACUCUUGGAAUGGCUGUCUAGUUUAAGGUCGUGAAUUGAAUCUGUAUUUAACCUAAUCGACUAAUUGGAACAGUGGUUUUGUGUUUUUAUGUUUUUAUUUUUUUUAAUGUAACAUGAAAAAAAAAACGUUUAAACCGAAAUGUUAGUGAUAGAUGUUUAGAAUUAUUAUUGAGUAUUAGAGUUAAGAAUUUUUUUAUUAUUAUUAUUAAUAUUUUUUUUUAUGUUAAAAAUAAAAAUUUUAAAUAACAUGACUUUAAAUAUAUAUAUGAAUAUAUGAUAGUGUUAAGUUUCAAGCUUUUAUUUUAUAGGUUUGUUCAGUUUGAAUUAUAUUGUUUAAUGUUGUAUUAAUUUAAUUUAAUAACCAGAGAAGCCAAUAAAACAUGUAAAACCAUAGGACUUCUAGCAUUAAAUGAGCAUGUUCAUCAAACUGCUUUUUGCAUUCACCAUGUGCAAUAUAUUUUCUAAAUUAAACUGGUAAGCCGUAUUUUGUAAGCGCCCAAGUUGUAGACAGCUGAAAUAUGUUAAAUAUAUUUAAUAUUAAGCUAUAUAACAUUUUGAAUUCAUUGUUUAUAAAGUUUUUAAAUACAUCUCAUUGUUUUGUCGAAUAAUUAAUACAUUUUAUAAAGAUUUAAAUAUGUUGUAUAUAAUUAUAAAAAAGCAUUCUUUUCAUA